Messenger RNA from Cylindrotheca closterium, 1377 nucleotides. Lineage: Eukaryota; Bacillariophyta; Bacillariophyceae; Bacillariales; Bacillariaceae. The record is from the annotation of a GenBank genome assembly.
AUGACAGAAUCUGGUAACCUUCCAAAGAUAGCUGGGGUCCAUUUCAAACGCUUCGAGAAGGUUUUGUCAAAUAUCUUGCCUAUUGUAGAACCUGAGUAUGUUUGUCUGCCGCCUGCAUGCAGAAGCGAAAGCGAAGAUUGGCCAUUUCAUGACUAUCUUCCACAUUCCGCGAGAAUUUGGGGUGACCACCCAGGACAACUGAAAGAUCGACGUCGAGCUGCCAGAAAAGAAGGACAGAUUCGAAGUUUGCUCCGCUGCAUCAUGAGGCUUGUUCCGGCAAACACAGAAUGUACUAUAGUCGACUUCGGAGGUGGUAGUGGUCAUCUUGCCUUGCCUUUGGCGUUAUUGCUACCAAACGCAGUAGUAUGCGUCGUCGAUCUAAGGAAACACUCUCUUGAUCUCAUGCAUAACAAAGCCAACCUUGUGGUCGAAGAGGUUCUGCAAAGUCAAGAAUACAGAAGGUUCAUGAGACCGAACGUACACAAAAGUGGCAACACUAUGAAGUGUUGUGGCAAGGAUGGUGUGCUGACCAACCUCUUCGCAUGGCACGGCCCAGUAGAGUCGUUUCAUGAACGCCUUGACCUUGGACUUGCACUACACUUGUGUGGGGAAGCUACUGAUGUCGCUCUUCGACGUGCUGGAGACUCCGGUGCGAUGGGAAUUGUUGUCGCACCGUGCUGUGUGGGGAAACUGUCAACUAGAGCAAUGAAUCCAGAUGUCUAUCAUGCUACAGGUUUCCACCAAGCAACUAGGACUAUUUCAUACCCACAGUCUUCCUUGUUUUGCAGAUUGAUCUCAGAUCAAGAUGAUUGGGACAAGUUAGCCAAAGCUGCAGAUUACAGUAACGAGCUCGAAUUCAAUACAGUUCAGAAUGCUCCUAGGAGAACCGCUAAGGCUCUCGUGGAGACUGAUCGCAGGCUAUUCCUCCAGGAAAGGUACCAAUACAAGACGGCAUUGCUAAAGAUGGAUCCGUUAGAGUCAACCCCGAAAAAUGACAUCAUUGUGGCAUGGAAACCAGCGCUCGCCAAGAUUGAUGAUUCUCUCUUUGGCGAGCGUGAUUCGGAAAGCUCAAGAGACGUCGAAAUGACUAGAACCCAGUUGGCUGAAGGAACUUGCUCCGCUGGGAGCGUCAAUUGGUCAGAGCAAGAAGAGGCAGAAAUCGCGGUUGUGAUUGUUGGGUUUCUACAACAAACCAAAGGCACAGCUAAGGAAUUCAAAUCUUUCAUUUUCCCUACGCAAAUGGGUGGGAGGAAAAGAAAACUAAUUCAUUAUGUUGCUUCGAAAAUGGAUCUUGCACAUUGGUCGGUGGGCGACAAGUCUAUUGACAAGACAGUCGCUAUAGCAAGAAGGCGCCGAAAACGCAGUAGAAGUGAAUGA